ACACAGACGGCGACUUCUAUGAAGCGCGAAUCCUGCAUCUCACUGGUAAGUGACACGUCAAGCUCCAUUCGUACCCUUUCGUAGUGAUGUCCUGGAUCGAAGAGCGUGCGUUGUGUAUAGGCAGCGGCCGUAGUGACAUAACUUAAGUCGGGAAGCAGCUUAUCUAGACCUUUUCACACAAUGUGUGUUACGCCUCGAAAGUGGCGGUAGCAUUACCUGUAUGUGCAUUCACUUGGAGUCUUUAAUUUUCAAUAUACGCUAUCGCACAAUGAUUGCACCAUGAGCAUUUCAUGUAGGCGUGCUUCAAAACGGCUGUAGAGUCUCCAAAAGGCGGCGUCUUUCCUUGGAUUGUAACGGCGUUGUCGUGCUUGCAGGAACAUUAUGCAAGUAGGCCUUGUAGGAUAUUUGUGUCUGCGUGUGUUUGGGUUGCAUCCCACAACGUUAUAUUAUCUGCAGAAUCGAUGGAGGAGAUGCAGGCCUACAUGGAGAAGCGCCCCAGGAAGGUGUUGGUGGACUUGCCAAAAGGGCGAAAAAGGAGCAAAGAAAAGGUGGAGCAGUCCCAAAAGAAGUUAAGGACUCAAGUACGCGAGAGGUCGGAGCUGCAGCUGGCGGACGAAGUCCUGCAGGACGAUGAGUCUGACUUUGUCCCGAGGAGUGCAUAUGCAGCUUUACAGCUGCAGCUGCAAGCUGUGCAAAAUGAGCUGGACAGCUUGCGCGCCCAGUUCACUGAAAAUGCUCAAGUAGUCUCCUCGGCGCAGCAGGUUCCUGAGGAUCAAGGCAGUGCCUUGCCAAGAGGCACUUGCAUAUGUGCCGAGGAGCACUACAAGGAGCUGAAUGAAGAAGUGCGGCAGCUUCGUGCCAGGAACAUGGAGCUGCAAAAGACACUCUGUUACAAGCUUUUUCAAAGUGAAAGCAGAGUUGUCUAUGCCACAUCGUUCGAUGUGUCAGUACGGGCGCAGCCGGACCCUGUCACCCCUUCGAACAUUGGAGGCAAGUUCUAUCUUCUGCUGUGUGUUCUAGUUUAA
Molecule: messenger RNA, 1025 nt
Organism: Dermacentor andersoni
Lineage: Eukaryota; Metazoa; Arthropoda; Arachnida; Ixodida; Ixodidae
Source: RefSeq, a predicted model, not a curated record